AUGAAAGAGACUACCACAGAACUAAGAACCAGAGAUUCUUCUUUAAAUCGGAAAAGUGACUUCCAGACUACACCUGACUAUUCUACACACCAAAAUACACUAAAAGAUGACUUUAUUGAGGAUACAGAGGAACUUAUUUCAUCCUACAAGCAUUUUACCUAUAUUUUGGAGGAUCAGAAAAAGCAAAGACUGAGAUUUGAACUUUCAAAGCAGCGAGGCUUCAAGAAUAAGAGAAAUGGAGGUCCAAUGCAGAGAUCAAGAAGCCUAUUACUGCCGCAAGUUGCAUCACAAAGUUUUAGUUCUGCUCAAGUGCAGUUUACUAUUCCAGCUAUGUAUAUAAUGACUGGAAUUGCCCAGGUGUUCAUUGUCUUGGUGGAAAAUGGUGUAGCAAAUGGAACUGUCUAUAAACGACCAUUUAAUGAAUCCUUUGAACAACCAUCCAUGUAUGUUUCUGUGCUUACAUUACUUGGUUUUGCAUUUGCAACAUUGUUUGCCUACUUGCGAGAUUUCUUAAGAGACUACGGAAUACACAAAAAGGUUGGCACUAUCGAACGGAAAGAGCAAAUGGAUUUUGUCCCACUUUAUCAAGAUUUUGAACACUUUUUUACAAGAAACUUCUAUAUGAGAAUAAGAGAUAACUGGAACCGCCCUGUCUGCAGUGCUCCCGGACCAAAAAUUGACCUGUUGGAACGUGUUUCAGAUGACAACAACUGGACAUUUAGGUUCACUGGAAGGAUAAUCAAGAAUGUAAUCAAUAUGAGUUCAUAUAAUUACCUUGGCUUUGCAGAAACUGACCACAAUGCUUUGAAAACAGUGAAUUCAGUGUUAAAUAAUUAUGGCACAGGAAUAUGUAGCACCAGACAGGAAAUGGGAAACUUUGAUAAACAUAUAGAGUUAGAAAAUACGGUAGCACAGUUCCUUGGUGUUGAAGCAGCUCUGGCAUUUGGUAUGGGAUUUGCUACAAAUUCUAUGAAUAUUCCAGCAUUAGUAGGGAAGGGUUGUCUCAUUUUAAGUGAUGAAUUGAACCAUAAUUCACUUGUUCUUGGUGCAAGGCUGUCUGGUGCUACUAUUAGAGUCUUUAAGCACAACAAUAUGCAGAGCUUAGAAAAGCUUUUGAAGGAUGCAGUAAUACAGGGACAACCUCGAAGCCGAAGAGCGUGGAAAAAAAUUCUUAUUCUAGUAGAGGGCAUUUAUAGCAUGGAAGGCUCUAUUGUACGCUUGCCAGAAGUUGUUUCCUUAAAGAGAAAAUACAAAGCCUACGUCUACUUGGACGAAGCCCACAGCAUAGGUGCUGUUGGUCCUACAGGAAGAGGAGUUGUGGAAUACUUUGGAAUGGAUCCUAAUGAUAUUGAUGUAUUGAUGGGAACAUUCACAAAAAGUUUUGGAGCAGCCGGAGGUUAUAUUGCUGGCAAAAAGGAAUUAGUGGACUACCUACGAAUUCAUUCACAUAGUGUAACUUAUGCCACAUCUAUGGCUCCUCCUGUAGCAGAACAAAUUAUAAGAGCAAUGAAAUGCGUCAUGGGACUAGAUGGGACAACACAAGGACGUCAGCGAAUCAGUCAGCUAGCAGAAAAUACGAGGUACUUCAGAAGAAGAUUACGUGAAUUAGGAUUCAUUAUUUAUGGCAAUGACGAUUCUCCAGUUGUGCCUUUACUUCUUUAUUUACCUGGUAAAGUUGGGACUUUUGUGAGACUCAUGUUAUCCAAAAACAUUGGUGUGGUUGUGGUUGGCUUCCCAGCUACCCCAAUCACAGAAUCCAGGGCUCGGUUUUGUGUGUCCACUGUUCAUACACGGGAGAUGCUAGACACGGUCCUGAACGCUCUAGAUGAACUGGGUGAUUUUUUGUGUCUGAAAUAUUCCCGGCAUGCUAGGUCAUCUCGUCCUGAACUGUAUGAUGAAACAAGCUUUGAACUUGAAGAUUAAGUUUCCCUCCCAUUACAGAGAAACCGUCAUGAUGUUACAAGGAGGAGAUGGGGAUCUCAACAAGAGGAAUGCAUUUCUGUUUUCCCAAGGAUGGUUUUUGCUUCACAGUUAAAGUGAUCCAAGAGAAGCAUUUUAUGUCUGUUUUUACC
This is a messenger RNA of Protobothrops mucrosquamatus (brown spotted pit viper), 2072 nucleotides long. RefSeq names its product serine palmitoyltransferase long chain base subunit 3 (gene SPTLC3). The record is from RefSeq and is a predicted model, not a curated record. The transcript is spliced from 13 exons. Lineage: Eukaryota; Metazoa; Chordata; Lepidosauria; Squamata; Viperidae. Gene Ontology annotation, molecular function: pyridoxal phosphate binding; serine C-palmitoyltransferase activity. Gene Ontology annotation, cellular component: serine palmitoyltransferase complex. Gene Ontology annotation, biological process: ceramide biosynthetic process; sphingosine biosynthetic process. The coding region runs from base 1 to 1923 and encodes 640 amino acids.